AUGUCGCGGCGCUUGGCGCAGUCUUGCGGGCUACUCGGCCUCUGUGUCGUGGCUGGGAAGCAUGCCGCCCAUUGUGCGACCGUAAAAACCUUCAAGUCCAACCCGCACAUGAUGCGCGGCGUGAAGGUGAAGGCGGAAUCCUACGAGAUUUCUUUCGAAGGCUGCGGGUCAGUCAGAGUGUUCAGGGCUUGUGAUCCUCCUUACGAGAUCUCCUUUCCUCAGUGGAGCUUAAAGAAGAGCGUUUCCAGGAGCGAAGUGGCCGUAGAAUCGGUCAGAGCCCUGUGCUCUGGCGAAUUGAAAGAUGGCACCUCCUGUGCCCUCCUUGCCCGGGCCAUCCUGCUUCCAGACGGUGCUUUCAAGAAGAUCGUCGUGGUGUCGAACUUGCGGAAGCUGUUAAAGGAACAUCUGCCGAAGGGUUCCUUCAAGAGCAUCCGGGAAGCGGGCAGCACCCUCUACCGAUUGGACGUCGAUGGUUCAGACCACGACAUCGAGGUGGUUUUCCGCGGCGAGGCUGCCGACCACCGAAUCGCCGAGAUGCUUUUGGAGGGCCUGUUGGCAGCACAGGCGGAUGCCCAGGAGCGCGUGGAGAGCUUGCGAACCCGGAGCAAAGACUAUCACGAGCUGGCGAGAGCACAGCUACAGCCAUUCGAGUAUGGAGUUCAGAUUCGCGGCUACCCUGAAGGCACAGAGUGGGAUGUAGUGGCCACCAAGUGGGAGCCGGGGUCUCCUGCCCACGUCCAGUAUGAUUCGAAGCAGCAGAGGUGGAAGCCCAUGUUGAGCGGCUACGUGAAGCCAGUGGUGGAGGGCUGGUGGACAUCGAAGAUGACGUUAUUCCUAGCUUUAAAGCUUCUCAAGAUGUGGAAUGCCAAUCUGCCGAAGUUGCGUCGGAAGCGCUGCGAGAGGACAGGCUCGUGGUGGCCGGUGUCGCCGCUCUCCAGCUUUCACCUGGUCCUGAUGGCGAUAGCAGCAGCUCCUCAAUGGGAUGAUUCGGGAUCGCUGCAGGCGGCCUGCUGCUUUCUCCUGCGAUUCGUGCAGGACCACUGGCACGAUGUGGCACUCGACACUGGCAUUCCCACGGCGGAACAGCACCUUUCUUGGCAAAAGAAGCACAACUUUCAGUCUAUACGUCGUAGAAGCUAG
Molecule: messenger RNA, 1140 nt
Organism: Symbiodinium natans
Lineage: Eukaryota; Dinophyceae; Suessiales; Symbiodiniaceae
Source: the annotation of a GenBank genome assembly